Molecule: messenger RNA, 1128 nt
Organism: Aureobasidium uvarum
Lineage: Eukaryota; Fungi; Ascomycota; Dothideomycetes; Dothideales; Saccotheciaceae
Source: the annotation of a GenBank genome assembly
AUGGCUCCUCUGAAGAACAAGAACCCUUGGGUGGAAACACCACUGAUUGAGUCAACACCUCUCUCAAAAGCAGCAGGCUGGUUAGUCUACCCAAAAGCAUCCAUCACCCAUCAAAAAACAUCCAAAAACCUAACACCAAACAAAAACAGCAGAAUCUUCCUCAAACUAGACAACCUACAACUCUCCGGCUCGUUCAAAGCACGAGGAAUAGGUUACCUUAUGCAAAGCGCCCUCUCUGCCUCUCCAAACCCAUCUACGGUCCACUUCUUUUCUUCCUCUGGAGGGAAUGCCGGUCUAGCCGCCGUCCACAGUGCCGUAAAGCUAGAAAGACCCUGCACAGUAGUAGUCCCCUUGACCACAAAACCCAUGAUGCAGGAAAAGAUGCGAGCGGCAGGUGCAUCAAACGUCCUCCAACACGGCGCAAGCUGGCAAGAAGCAGACGACUACCUGCAAAACGUCGUCAUCAAGACCGCAAUAAAAAGAGGAGAAGAUUGCGUCUAUGUGCCCCCUUUCGAUCACCCUGACAUCUGGAAAGGACAUUCAUCUCUCAUCGACGAGAUUAGUGAUCAAUUGUCGCAGUUGACGGGCGAAGACAACACUGCACCAGAUGUAUUGGCUUGCAGCGUAGGCGGCGGAGGCCUCUUCAACGGCAUCAUGGAGGGAGUAUCCCGCCACUCCUGGCACAACACCAAGAUCCUCGCCGUGGAGACCAAAGGCGCAGACUCGUUGGCCGAAAGCGUGCGCCAGAAAUCUCACAUCACGUUACCGGCAAUAACAUCACAAGCAACCACCCUAGGUGCCAAAAAGGUAUCGGCGAGGACUUUCGAGUUGGCCAUGCAGAACAGUGAGCAAGUCAAGACUGUGGUGUUGAGUGACGAGGAAGCUAUGAUGGGUGCAUGGAGAUUAGCAGAAGAUGAGCGAUUGCUGGUCGAGCUAUCGUGCAGUGUUACAGUGUCUCUGUGCUAUGGGGAUCGGUUGGAGAAGGCUUUGCAGAGACCAGUCUCCAAAGACGACAGGGUUGUGAUUAUUGUGUGUGGAGGCAGCAAUGUCACCAUCGACAUGGUUUCGCAGUGGAAAAAGGACUCGGCAAAUGUUGAUGCAGAGCCGGACGAACUGGAGCAACCCUAG